Molecule: messenger RNA, 1456 nt
Organism: Diatraea saccharalis (sugarcane borer)
Lineage: Eukaryota; Metazoa; Arthropoda; Insecta; Lepidoptera; Crambidae
Source: the annotation of a GenBank genome assembly
CUAACUUUUCACGUUACUGAAUCACCAUGAAUCAGGACGCGAAGAAAAUAUCGAACAGUAUUUACGGAAGAGUUAAUGCGCCCGCAGUUGAGAGAUGUCGCGUCAACUUUUGCACCGACUUGGAGAAGUCGGUAUUGAUGAGCAAUUUCGAGAGACGCGGCUGGAAUCAAGUUGGACCGGAUGACGAGUGGAACUUCUAUUGGGCGUCCACACAAACGUGUAGAAACCUUUUUAGUGUGGAAAGUGGCUAUAGAAUGAAUGACAAUCAAAUAAUCAAUCACUUUCCGAAUCAUUACGAGUUGUCAAGAAAAGAUUUACUUGUCAAAAACAUAAAACGUUAUAGGAAAGAAUUAGAAAGGGAAGGCAGUCCGUUAGCUGAGAAAGCAGAAGUAGUCUUACAUGGUGGACAAGUCGUGACACGUUAUGUUCAUUUAGAUUUUGUACCUAUCACGUUUGUGCUACCUGCGGACUACAACAUGUUCGUGGAAGAAUAUCGAAAAUCUCCACAGAGUACUUGGAUUAUGAAGCCAUGUGGAAAAUCACAAGGCACCGGUAUCUUUCUUAUAAACAAACUAUCGAAGCUGAAGAAAUGGUCCCGUGAGGCGAAAACUCCCUUCCACCCGCAACUAAGCAAAGAAAGUUACGUGAUUUCGCGUUACAUAGACAAUCCUUUACUAAUAGGAGGUAAAAAGUUCGAUUUGAGACUCUACGUGUUGGUUACUUCCUUUAGACCCCUAAAGGCUUAUCUCUUCCAACUCGGCUUUUGCAGGUUUUGCACAGUAAAAUACGAUACGAGUGUCACCGAGUUAGACAACAUGUAUGUACAUCUCACUAACGUUAGUGUACAGAAACACGGGGGUGACUAUAACAGCAUUCAUGGAGGGAAAAUGAGCGUGCAGAACUUACGUUUAUUUUUAGAAGGGAGCCGAGGCAGAGCGGUCACAGAGAAAUUAUUCGCAGCAAUGCAGUGGCUAAUUGUUCAUUCAUUAAAAGCCGUCGCUUCUGUAAUGGCAAAUGACAGGCACUGUUUUGAGUGUUACGGGUACGAUAUAAUUAUAGAUAACCAACUGAAGCCAUGGCUUGUAGAAGUUAAUGCAUCGCCUUCAUUGACAUCGACAACUGUAAAUGAUAGAAUAUUGAAAUACAAAUUAAUUGACAAUAUAUUAUCUGUCGUUCUUCCCCCGGAUGGUGUGCCAGAUGUGCGGUGGAAUAAAUUACCAAGUGCCGAAGCAUUAGGCAAUUUCGAUUUAUUGAUUGACGAAGAACUUUUGGAGAAAGAUGAGCCAACUUCGGGAAGUCGCAACAGUAAACACAGAAAGAACUGAUAUUAAAUUUGUAUCGAAUUAAAUAUACGUAUAUAAAAGCGACAAAGUUUUUUGGUGUUAUUAAUUGAUGCCAAUAUAAAAGAUUUCUGUUUACGUCUUAUUUAAGUUUAGUAAAACAGAUAUGUUUUAAG